This is a messenger RNA of Athalia rosae (coleseed sawfly), 2237 nucleotides long. RefSeq lists its product as uncharacterized. The record is from RefSeq and is a predicted model, not a curated record. Bases 39 to 851 code for a protein of 270 amino acids. Lineage: Eukaryota; Metazoa; Arthropoda; Insecta; Hymenoptera; Athaliidae. The transcript is spliced from 4 exons.
AAUUUGUAAAUGUCAAUAUUAGUGUGCCACGGUUGAAGAUGGGUGAUUUCGUGGACACGGAUGAAAUAAAAGACACCCUCGAGACCUACAAAAAAUUAGCGGAUAACUUUUCCAACCAUGAUACGAUAUUGAAAGAUAAAACCGUUCUCUCAUACAUAGCGUAUGUAUUGGAAAUGCCCGACACAGAGGUGGUCCUCCUCGCCCUUGACACCCUUGAAAUAUUCGUUAAAAACGUAGAAAACUACAGCCACAUAACCUCCACCUUUGGGAUCAGAGAGGCCCUGGAUUCUGUGAUCAACAAAUACCCAGAGAACGAACCUAAAUUGGCCAAACAGGCUCGCCGCAUAAAAGAUGACAUUGAACGACUCAAACCACCGAUUUACAAUCUGCAUAGUCGCUGUCGGAGAAUCAUUGAGCCCAAAAAACUUCAAACUCACGUCAUCGUUUUGCACGUACACGGUUUACUCCCGGAAUCUCGGGCAGAAUUAGAAGCGACUUUGGUGAGGAUCGACGGGUUAAUAUCUCUUGUCGUGGAUGUGGAACAUCAGCGAGUAACAAUGAGAACAUUGACCAGCCUGACGGCUCGACAAAUCGCGGAGAUUAUUCAGAAUAACACGGAGAAUAUGGAGGCCCGACUUGUGACGAGGAAUAAAUACAACCAAGAGUUCCUAGUUAAAUUGGUCAGUACCGAGGCUGGCGAAUGCGAAGAAAUGCCUGAAUAUUUGCCAGAGGAGGAUGAGCGGGAAGAGGAAAAAGAUGGAGUAGUAUCUCUGUUCACCGGUUUGAGACAGAGCGCUUCCUCGUUGUACAGAUCCACCACCGAAUUCCUUCAUAACUCUUUUUAUUGGUGAACAUUUGGAGUGUUGUGUAGGAAAAUUGUAAUUAUUAUUCUGUCCCUUCUACGAACGUGUAUGAACUCUGAUCGGUACGCCGAUGGUAUAUCUUCAGGGAAAAAUUAUAUCUCCUCAAAAUUGGAUGUCCACUUUUUGGUCCGGCGACUGUGGAAAUAUGCUUUCGUUAAUUCUUGGACGCUCCGAAAUAUCCGCAACCCUCCCUCCGCCUAGGAAGUCCGCAUUUAACUCCGAAGCAAAUUGUACUUUGAACAUGUAAGAUUUCAAGGUCUCCGAUCGUGCCAUUAUCUGAUGUAAGUCUAAGUUGAAUUCACUACCGAUAAUUUAAGUAAAAAAAAAUCUCCGAAUCGCUUAAACUUUACUCGUCAAAUUAUGUAUUUAUGACUCACAAAGCUUCGUUAACUAACGAAAAGCUUCAGAUAUUUUGUCGUAGAUUUUAUCGUCGUUGUUAACUUAAUCAUGACUUUUCUCUGUAAUAUACUACACACAAAGUACGAAAAAAAAAGUCAACGAGGUUGGAUUUCUGUACACCAAGUAAUCGUAGUACGAGCAAUUAUCCUAAAGACAUAAACUCAAAUGUAUUUGAAAAAUCUUUAAUAUGAUAUUAUGUGAUAGAGAUUAUGCUUGGGUAAGAAACAAAACAGCGAACAUCCCAAUCAACUCGUUUGUAGUCGUGGGUUUGUGUCAGGCAAAUAACCGAAUAAUUUGGCAUUCUAUAAAAAAAAAUUUUCUCCAGUCUCGAAAUUGAAAUAUCUCAUCUCUUAUGCUCUCUUUCUCUCUUUCUCUUUGUCUCGAUGACUCCCAGUUUCCUGAUAUUAUAUUUUUUAUGUAAAUACCUGUACUCAUGUGUAACGCGUUGACUGAAUAUUUAAAUCCUGUAUCGGUUUAGCCCUGUAUUGGAUAAUAUUGUUUAAAAUUCUAAACUCUGCGAUGAUGUUCCAUUGCAACCAUUUUAUAGAUAUUAAUCCGAAGAAAUUACCUUUUGACGAUUAGAUAUAAUACGUCUGUUGCGAUAUGGGUGUUAUAUUCUAUGUGAAUAGCCGAUAGUAAAUUAAAAAGUACGAAUAUGUUUCCGUGAUUGUUAUAAUUAUUAUAAGCAAUUCAUCAAGUACAUUAACGCAGUUAUGAUGUGUUGUAUGGUAACCGAAAUCUCGACAAACCUUGUGUUAAUCAGAAACAAUUUGACACGAUACUUGUCGAAGGUCCCUUUACAUUUGCUGUGAAAAUUCAUAUUGCCAUUCGUCCAUAAAUGCACCUAGAAAGAAUCACGAAAUCACGAAGAUUGCAUGCGGUACUCGAUAGUCUGUAGAAUACGCGUAGUUUGCGAAGUAGUGUAACUUGUAUCGGAAUCAAUAUGGUUAUAAUAAAAUGAUGUAAUUUUUUCGA